AUGGAUUGCUGUAACGACGUUCAGCAGGCGGAAAAUAAAGGUCGGACAUUCUUGGAACUUUUAGAUGCUCUCUGUAACCAUGAAGCGACUGAUUCCUUUGAACCGUCGGUCGUUUCAGAUCAAAUAGUCAAGGUAGUCAAUUCAGCAAGCAAAAGACGUCUCGGCAAAUUAGACACAUUUACGGUGUUAGAAUAUCUAUGCUCAAAACAUGUGCCUCCAGUCUCCCUUCUAACUGCAUUAAUAUUCAUUGAGAAGCUUGCUGUAACCAAUCCGCAUUCAUCUUUAUUGACCGAAGUGACAGCAUUUGAUCUUUUUGCGGUAUCUAUGGUGGUUGCAUCAAAAUAUUUACAUGAUGAUGAUACAGACUAUGGAAUGUACAAUGCAGAAUGGGCAAACGAAUUUGAUAUGGAUCUUAAGGAAUUAAAUGAUCUUGAAAUCAAAUUCCUUUCUGCGCUUAAUUGGGAGUUUUUUGUAACAAAAGCACAAAUACUCAAGUUUGGUUUUGAAAUAGGUGUUUUCAGUCAGACUACACUGUACAGCGCAUCUAGUGACAAAUCCGAUUUCACAAUCCCUCUACUUUCGCGUAUUACUCGUACUUUAUUUACGUGUAUGAGUUAUUUUACUUAUCACAAAAUCCGGAUUGUGAGUAAAGUUGUAUUCAUCCUGGCUGUGGCGUAUAUGGGAAUGAACAAAUAUCCUCAGUGUUCUUUUGAAGACAAAUGUCCAGAUCCCAACCAAACAAGGUUUUCAUCAUUAGUAGUAAAUGAAUGUCCAAGUAACAAGUCAUCAAAUGGGACACAACUCAGCAUACCGAUAGACCAGAUUUCAUGGUCGAUGUGCAUCUUACCUGUGUGA
Molecule: messenger RNA, 855 nt
Organism: Heterobilharzia americana
Lineage: Eukaryota; Metazoa; Platyhelminthes; Trematoda; Strigeidida; Schistosomatidae
Source: the annotation of a GenBank genome assembly